This is a messenger RNA of Peniophora sp. CBMAI 1063, 1158 nucleotides long. Lineage: Eukaryota; Fungi; Basidiomycota; Agaricomycetes; Russulales; Peniophoraceae. The record is from the annotation of a GenBank genome assembly.
AUGCUUCGCGUAUUUUCUGGCCUUGCUGGCUCAAGUAAGAGUGCUGUGACUGCUACUCGCGUCCUCAGGAAGUCCUCGGAGUCCUACACUUGGCUUCAACAUGCGCACGCGAGGUCCUAUACCUCUAGUCCUCAGGCAGCUCAACCGGCCGUGAAGCCCAAGUCCCAGACACCCCUUCGACGAUCCGCACCAUCUGCGUCUCUGCCUAUCCGAGAGAAUCCCAAGCCGACGCGCAGCGAGAUUCAGCCUAUAUCGACUUUAGCAACGGCGGAAAGAUACAUGAUCAUGUCUCUGCAUCUGCGCUUGUCGAAUGCACAACUACUACACGACGCGCUUUGGGUUCCGAAGUGGAAGGCGAACGGGUCGGACCGGGAGGGAGAGCUGUUCAUCUUCGAGAACGGUAGUUUCGUGGGAUGGGGGUUGACAGAGGAGGACGUGCAACUAUUCCGGAAAGAGGUAUUGGCUUCGUCGGGGGUAGAGAUUCUGCCUCUGGCGGAACCAGAGACGGAGGAGCUCGAGUUCGUCACGGACCCAGAAGAAGCUACACGUCUGCAGGGCGACCUGGUCAUCCUCGGCAAACAACCUGCACCCAGCGAUCCGGAAACGACACCCGCGCCGAUGCCUGCCUCUGCUCUUCCAGCCGAGACGGUACUUGCCCGUUACGCCUUCUCUCAGGCCCUUUCAAGGUCAACGGCGCUUUCCGUUCUCGAAGUCAGGCUAGAAGAGCAUCUGACCUCCAUGUCCGGCCUCCCAUCCGUACUGCAAAAGACCGGCCGUCCCGGCAUGAACCGCCGCGCUCUCAUCCGCAAGCUCGGCGAGCUCCUCAAGUUCAGGCAAGGCUUGAACUUGAACCGCGGCAACUUCUUCGAUACACCCGACUUCUACUGGGCUGAGCCCGUUCUUGAGCGUUAUUUCAACUCAUUGAGUAACGCUCUGGAGGUUAAAAUGCGUAUCCGUGGUGUCAAUGAGAAGAUCACGUAUGCCGCUGAGAUGCAAUCUGUCCUUCGCCAGUUGCUCACCGAGACGUCUGCCGCCCGAAUGGAGAUCAUCAUCAUCCUACUCAUCGCCGUCGAAGUUGUCAUCGUCCUUGUGCGCGACGUUCCGGAGUUCUUCGAGGAGAAGAAGGAAGAAGAGCGCAUUCGUGAAACCCUUGCUUAA